Alternaria triticimaculans is the source of this 1959-nucleotide messenger RNA. RefSeq lists its product as uncharacterized. The record is from RefSeq and is a predicted model, not a curated record. The coding region runs from base 1 to 1959 and encodes 652 amino acids. NCBI's taxonomy places the organism in Eukaryota, Fungi, Ascomycota, Dothideomycetes, Pleosporales, Pleosporaceae. The transcript is spliced from 2 exons.
AUGAUUGCGCUUUCCCCUCGGAAUGACGAUGCGCGCGGCUCUACAAGCCCCUCAAACCCGGAAACAAAGACUGAACAUGAGCUAUGGGAUGCUGUAGGAUCACAGGAGACUCCGGAUAUUGAUGGCACAACUCCAAGUCAUCUGGUCAGUCCGAGGGACAAGAAGAGAUGGGAUAGAAAUAACCCUCCUCCGCCACCAAGACUUCCUCCGCCGAAUCCACCCAGAUUUCUGCGAACUGAUCCUCCCGAUGACGAUGAUGCCUCCGAAUACACCGACGAUAGCCAUCCAAUUUCCUCCGUGGUAACCGCCAAUAUGGGGCAUGAUCAGCUAAUUGACCUUCUGGAUCUGAAUAAGACCGAUGUGUACAGAAGGGUUGAGCGUGAGCGCGAGGUUCGACGUAUGCAAGCACAGAGAGAUUGGCACGAGGAAGCAGAUCGUAGACGCGAUGUAGACGUCAGGCGGCAGCAGCAGGGGGUACUGGGAUCGCGAGAGCCUGAUCUGGACACUAUCUCACCGGACGACAGCGUCACUGCAGUAAUGCGGCGCCAGCAAAUCGAGAGACGGCAUGAUUUGCAGCGUCCGGCAGCUAUGGACGAAUAUCGCCCUACCAGCUCACCGACACCUUCGCAAUAUCUACCUCGCCAUGGUCCUAUCACAGCUAAAGCUAAGGCCAUAUCCCACCAGCAAAGCGGCCGCAUUCACACGAUUGGCUACCCGUCUGUUGUGCCUGCCCCUGCAACCUUUGAGCCAGCUUCCAUCAAGCGGAAGCACUCUCUACAAACAGUCCUCUCCAAGGCAGGAAAACUCACACGCCUGAUCCUCGCUGCUCCUUCGGAUCCCAAGUACAAGACGUAUUCACAGCGACAGCCUCCGGUAAAGCAGUCAGGAAUGAGUGCCGAUGCCACUGGGUGGCCAAGAAGUGGAAAAGCCUCUUCAGCAAACCAUGGGAUGUUCAUGUCAACUCCGGCACCACAGCAAAGGACUAUAUUCAGCCGCGAUCGGCCGCAGACUAGUGGGGAUGAUGGGAAGAAGUCGGACAGCAGGGGUUGGGAGCAUCCAAGAGGCAGGAGAGCGAAGAAAGUCGAGAAGGUGGAGACUAAGAAAAGGAGAGGGAGGUGGGGAAGAAAAACAGAUGAUGAGACGUCCGCUGGAGAUCCUCAAGUCAUCGACUUUGCGUCCAAAGACACUGCUCGGUCGAAAGGUGCUACAAGGCUUCAACACGCACGUCGCGCACGUUCGCCAUCACCAAAAGCUCUAACGCGAGCCGCUGAGCCUCAUAGUGUUCCUGUCUCCAAAUCUUCCACGUACCAUCACCCAGAACCCGAUUUCACGCCUAGCGACGCAGCAGGUACACCGCAAACAAGAUUUGGCCCACCAGAUCGCGAGGGAAAGUUAUACGUUCGCCGCCGCGAUGGGGAGGUCCUACCAUUCAAUCCCGCACUGGGAUAUCCGUACCACUCACGUCUCAACACCUACUAUGACCACAAGACGGUAGAUGCCACAACGAUGGCCUGGCUACAAGGCAUCCGCGCACAGACCGAUGCGAUUCCUCAUCCCAUGAUCAACAUGCGAGGCGGCGACGGUAGCAUCUCUUCCGAACUUCGUUCUACGCAUGGCGAAGCGAGCAGUCUGGCAUCGCACCACCACCUCCUAGCGUCAGCGGCAAUGAGUCUGGAUAGUGGCGACGAAACAAUCGAUGGUACCGAUAUAGACGCCCUACUGAUGUCGUCCAUGCAUCUCAGUUUGGGUCAGGUUACGCACAAAGCGACUGCUGCCGUCAACGGUACCCAAGGAGAUGGAGGGGACAACAGGCCUAGUUGUGAUGAAGCCCACAUCCGAUCGAGCUUUAGCACUGAUUCGACAGUGGAGCUCAGACGGGAGAAGAAGGUCAAGGAGAGUGCCUGGCGGAACGAAGACCAAGCUAGGGCUAUGGCUAUGGCUAUGCAUGGUUUUGGGUAG